Messenger RNA from Symbiodinium sp. CCMP2456, 744 nucleotides. The record is from the annotation of a GenBank genome assembly. NCBI's taxonomy places the organism in Eukaryota, Dinophyceae, Suessiales, Symbiodiniaceae.
GAGUAUUUGCUCAAGCCCAUGAACUGCCCGCAUCACUGCGAAUUGUACAAAGCAGAACCGCGCUCCUACCGCGAUUUGCCCAUUCGCUUUGCCGAGUUUGGAACCGUUUAUCGCUACGAGCAAAGUGGCGAGCUUCACGGCCUAACCCGCGCCGUGGCCGAAAAAGAGUUGAACUACGUGGUGGAGUACGGAGAAGCGGCAUUUUACGGCCCCAAACUUGACUUUAUGGUGAAAGAUGCCCUGGGACGGCAGUGGCAGUUGGGCACCAUACAGGUUGACUACAAUCUGCCCGAACGCUUUGAAUUAGAGUACGUUGGAGCCGACAAUGAGAAACACCGCCCGGUAAUGAUUCACCGCGCGCCCUUUGGCAGCAUGGAGCGAUUUGUAGCGGUUUUGAUUGAGCACUGUGCCGGAAACUUUCCCGUAUGGUUAACACCUAAGCAGAUUGCCAUUUUACCAAUCAGCGAAAAAUACAUGGAAUACGCGGAGAGAAUUUCGUAUUUGCUUAAAAAUUACGAACUUCGCGCCCUCGUUGACGAACGGGCUGAAAAAACCGGUAGGAAAAUCAGGGAUGCCGAAGUGGCGAAAAUCCCGUACAUGUUGAUUGUUGGCGAAAAAGAACAAGAAUCAAAUACCGUAUCAGUGCGUAAGCACGGGGAAGGCGACCAGGGAUCAAUGAGCCUGGAAGACUUUGCCGAGAUGGUGAAAAACGAGAUUGAGCAGCAAAUUGCUGCCUUUAAAUAA